This is a messenger RNA of Hippopotamus amphibius kiboko, 864 nucleotides long. It is a transcript of the gene POU2AF2, whose product is annotated as POU class 2 homeobox associating factor 2. Gene Ontology annotation, molecular function: DNA binding; POU domain binding. The record is from RefSeq and is a predicted model, not a curated record. Bases 1 to 864 code for a protein of 287 amino acids. Lineage: Eukaryota; Metazoa; Chordata; Mammalia; Artiodactyla; Hippopotamidae. The transcript has 5 exons.
AUGGAAAGUGUCCCAGGAGACUACAGCAAACGGGUGUAUCAAGGCGUGAGAGUGAAGCACACAGUCAAAGAUCUACUGGCUGAAAAACGGUCCAAGCAGACAAGUAGCUCAAGAUUUAAUGGCAGUGUCAAUUCCGCUCAGUCUCCAUUUGGCACGAUGCCAGGCUCCCCGGUGAUGUCAGGUUACUAUGGUGUCAGGAGAUCCUUCCUAUCUGACUCGGACUUCCACAACACUAAGCAGUUUGCAAACGACGCCUGCAGCCCAAGCGUGGCGAAGCCCUUCGCCUGCGAGUCGGCGGCAGGGCAGAGCCACGCGGCCUGCCUGGACGCCUACUUCCCGGAGCCCUACGGGGACCACCGGCCCACGGCCCUGACCCCCAACAGCAGCUCCCUGUUCAGCGCCUCGCCCCUGCCUCCGCUCCUGCCGCCACCCUUCCCCAGCGACCCCGCGCACUUCGUGCUGAGGGACUCCUGGGAGCAGACGGUGCCCGAAGGCCUCAGCCAGCCAGACCCUGUGCCAGCCGAUGCCCUGCAGAGCUUGGCACCCAGCACAGGCUGCCUCUCCCAGCUAGAGUCGGGGAGCAUCGCCCAGCACAGGAGCUCAAGCUGGGGGGCCCCCCUGGCCGGGGUUCAGUCGUACUCGCUGCACACACUGGAGGAUCUGUACCACACGCAGGGGUACCCCACCCCACCCCCCUACCCCUUCACCUCUUUCAUGACGAUGUCCAAUGACCCACCGCCCAAGGUGGGGCCCUUCCCCCCAGAUGAGGGGGCAGACACCUCUGCCCUCCAGGACCCUUCUCAGUGGACCAAAGACGACAGCAACCUGGCAUGGGGGGCGUACGAGUGCCGCCGAGCUUACUGA